Molecule: messenger RNA, 399 nt
Organism: Lolium perenne
Lineage: Eukaryota; Viridiplantae; Streptophyta; Magnoliopsida; Poales; Poaceae
Source: RefSeq, a predicted model, not a curated record
AUGGCGGCCCCUACCUCUGGGAGCGUGCCCCUCUCCGCUGCGCAGGUCGAAUCGACCGCCGCCAUGAACCCUACCGCCAGAUCCGCCGCCACCGCCCAGCUCGCUCCCCGCGCCAUGGAGGAAGCGGCCAAGCGCAAGCGGCUGGCCACGCAUGUCCUCGCGUCGUCAUCCGCCGCCAAGCUCGCUCCCCCACCAAGGACCGCGGUGAGGAAGGUCCCCGCCAAGAAGGCCGCGCCGAAGACGCCGAAGAAGGCUGCCGCCAAGAAGCCGCCGCUGAAGAAGAAGGCUUCGAUGGCGGCCUUGAUGACUGCGCCAGCGACACCCACUCCUCCGCCAGCCGACGGCAACGACACGCCAAGGAACAAUUUUUCCCCUCUUUCAACUUGCCGGCGGCGGUGA